AUGAGAUUUUCACAUUUCUUGAAAUAUAACGCUGUGCCGGAAUGGCAGAGCCAUUAUAUGGACUACAGUGACCUGAAAAACCUUAUUUAUACACUGCAGACAGAUGAGCUUCAAGCUGGUGAUAACGAAGACGGGUUAUCUGGGGCUGGUAAGAGCCCCACCAUUGCUGGUAGGUUCAAAAAUAAGUUCUCGUUCAAAAAUGGCAAGGAGGAUGCUCCCUCCGGCAUCAACAAAGAUGCGGGCAUCGUAGAGGAAACCAUCGAACUGCGGGAGCUGCCCAAGGUGCCCACGAGUGGUGCCAAAUCUUCGGGACCCUUCAGGAGGAUGAAGGAGAAGAUAUUCGACAAGAGAAGGUCUUCCUCUGUGUCCUCUGCCUCUUCCACCACUAACGAAACGCCGGAAUUGGACACCUACCACACGUUCGUUACUGAUUUAACAGGGGAGAAGCUAAAAGUGGACGAUUUCUAUAAGAGGACUGAAGCAAAGUUCUACGAGAAAUUCGACGCCUUGGUGAAGGACCUGAAGAAAAUCGGCGUGAUAGAAUAUGAUGUCGACGAAGACACUCUCUUCAGCGAACCGGCCGCAAACGGAAACGCAAACGAAGAGCUUUCUCCACAGGACCUGGAUGACGAUGAAGAAGACGACGACGAGUUCUACGAUAACCAAUCCAACACCGAGGACAACACUGCAUUGUUGCACCAUUCGCAAUAUAACAUCAAGUCUCAGAAGAGAUCUCUGUUGAAGAAGUCCAUCGUGAACCUGUACAUCGAUCUGUGCCAACUGAAGUCGUUCAUCGAGUUGAACCGUAUUGGGUUUGCUAAAAUCACCAAGAAAUCAGACAAGGUUCUUCGUUUGAACACAAGGGUGGAGCUAAUCGAAUCUGAGCAGUUCUUCAAAGAUGCGUACGCAUUCCAAGCAGACACUCUUGCAACAUUGAACUCCAAGAUAUCUGAACUGGUUACUUUCUAUGCCGCCAUCACGGAUCAACCCCACAACAUCCCUCACAGCAAGCAAGAACUGAAGUCCUACUUGCACGACCACAUCGUUUGGGAAAGAAGUAAUACCUGGAAGGACAUGUUGGGCCUACUGUCUCAAACGGACGAAUUGACGCCGAAAGAAAAGGAGUACAACGCAAUCAAGCUGGUGGGCAAGCUGGAUCUGGAAUACUACAGAUGGCCGCUCCCUAAACCGAUAAACCUGAAAUUUACCACCAUAAACAACUUCACAAUACCUAAAUUAUUUUUCACCAGGAAAGCGUACAAAAUUUACUUCAUCAUCCUGGUUACGGGACUUCUCUUGGGUAUAAAGACCUUCAAUGACCCUGCUCAACACCGUUGUAUGGCCCUUGUCGAGUGUGUUGCUUUCCUGUGGGCUAGUGAAGCCAUCCCACUACACAUCACUGCAUUCCUCGUGCCACUACUGGCGGUUCUUUUCAAGGUCUUAAAGACCUCCGACGGCUCUAUCAUGGGUGCUGCUAGCGCGUCAUCCGAAAUUCUGGCUGCCAUGUGGUCCUCUACUAUUAUGAUUUUGUUGGCCGGUUUCACUCUGGGUGAAGUUCUUGCACAAUAUAAUAUCGCCAAAGUUCUCGCCUCAUGGUUAUUGGCCUUUGCCGGCUGUAAACCAAGAAAUGUUCUUCUCAUGGCAAUGUGUGUUGUGUUCUUCUUAUCAAUGUGGAUUUCCAACGUCGCUGCCCCAGUUCUUACGUACUCAUUGCUAUCGCCCCUGUUGGACACUAUGGAUGCCGAUAGCCCAUUCGCCCAGGCAUUGGUCCUAGGUGUAGCAUUAGGUGCUAACAUUGGUGGUAUGGCUUCUCCAAUUUCGUCACCACAGAAUAUCAUCUCCAUGGCAUACUUGAAACCCUACGGUAUUGGCUGGGGUCAAUUCUUCGCUGUUGCGUUGCCAUCGGGAAUAUUAGCCAUGCUUUUGGCUUGGAUCUUACUGUUUACGUCUUUCAAAAUGAAUAAGACCAAAUUGGAAAAGUUUGAGCCGAUAAGGACAAAAUUCACCAUUAAACAAUACUACAUUAUCGCUGUCACCGUCGCUACCAUCCUGCUAUGGUGUGUGGAAAGCCAGAUUGAAGGCGCGUUUGGAUCUUCAGGUCAAAUUGCCAUCAUCCCGAUUGUUUUGUUUUUUGGUACUGGGUUACUAUCCACACAAGAUUUGAAUGCUUUCCCAUGGUCAAUUGUCAUUUUAGCAAUGGGAGGCAUUGCUUUGGGGAAAGCCGUCUCAUCGUCAGGGUUAUUGUCUACUAUUGCAAGAGCAUUACAAAAGAAAAUUGAGAAUGAUGGUGUUUUUGCAAUUUUAUGUAUUUUUGGUAUCUUGAUGUUAGUCGUGGGUACCUUUGUUUCACAUACAGUCUCCGCUAUCAUCAUCAUUCCAUUAGUAAAAGAAGUCGGAGAUAAGCUUGAUAAUCCCAAGGCUGCCCCUAUCCUGGUCUUUGGCUGUGCAUUAUUGUCAUCUUGCGGUAUGGGGUUAGCGUCUUCCGGAUUCCCUAACGUUACCGCCAUUUCUAAAGUGGAUAGGAAGGGUGACCGAUAUUUAAGUGUCAUGACGUUCUUGACAAGAGGUGUCCCAGCUUCAAUUUUGGCCUUCCUGUGUAUUAUUACGCUUGGUUAUGGUAUCAUGGCAUCUGUCCUUAAGGGUACCGCUACCUCUGGAUAA
This is a messenger RNA of Saccharomyces eubayanus, 2661 nucleotides long. It is a transcript of the gene PHO90, whose product is annotated as SPX domain-containing inorganic phosphate transporter. NCBI's taxonomy places the organism in Eukaryota, Fungi, Ascomycota, Saccharomycetes, Saccharomycetales, Saccharomycetaceae. Gene Ontology annotation, biological process: monoatomic anion transmembrane transport; phosphate ion transport; polyphosphate metabolic process. The coding region runs from base 1 to 2661 and encodes 886 amino acids. The record is from RefSeq and is a predicted model, not a curated record. Gene Ontology annotation, molecular function: phosphate transmembrane transporter activity. Gene Ontology annotation, cellular component: membrane. The transcript has a single exon.